ACACAAGGGAUGAGGAUACCAAGGUAAAGCCACGAGGAUUUUGAGGUACUUGAAUCAGUCAGGGUCCUGCUACUCAUCGGGACACUCAUGCUUUCUUAAAUUCACCUCGAAUUUGUAGUUUAAAAUUUGUCUGACCAUAACUAGUCUAUACUACUUGAAAUAAAAAAAUUAUUAAAAAAACACUUGUUAUCAUCAACGAGUCUAUAAAUUUUAAAUCAUAUAUAUUUUUAACUUAAAAACAAAACAAUUAACAAAGUGUAGGUGUUUUUUUUUUUUUUUAAAUUAAAUUUUAUUGUGUUUUUUCAUUUUUUAAAAUAUUUUUCUUCGUUAAAAAAAAUUAGGCGAUUGGAAUAUUUAGCUGAUUAUUAUAUUGAACACAAAGUGAAGUGUAAAUUAAAGUGAAAUUAUUUUAAUAUUAAUUAUAUUUUUUUUAAUCAAGUGUUGUUUAAAUGAUAAUUAAUUAUUUGGAAAAAAUUUGAAAUAAAUUAUUUAAUAUUCAAAAUGUGUGAAACAGUACCAAGAAGUUGGUUGAUGAAACACGAUAUUCACAGUGGUGGUAUACCAGCUGGAGCAUUAUCACCACCAGCAACAUUGUCACCACCAAGUAGUCCAUGUAUAUUACAAUCAUCACCAUGGAGUCCAGGUGGUCCAACUAAUGGUAGCAAUAGUUCAAGUAGUGGUAUAUCAAGUAUACAAAGUACUGCUCCACUAUCAUAUAAUCAACGUCUCAGUGCUUUUAAUUUUGUAUCAAAUUAUAAUCCUGAUUUUAUAAUGCAAAAACAUCCAACAAAUUCAUCAUCAAGAGUUACAGACAUGCGAAGUGGUUUGGUAUAUGGUGGUUACAAUACGACUUGGUGGGCCCAUCAUGCAAUGGGCCUUUUGCUGCCGCAUUCCCUUCUGCCAUCAAGAAUUUCAGGCCAACAAACGACACCAGUUGCUCAACAUUCACCCAUACAUCCUGAACCACCUAGUCCAAUUCGUACAAAUUCUCCACAAACAACAAUACCCGAACAACCACAAUAUUCUGUUGAAGGUGCUGGUCGUUUUAAUGAGGAAGAAGUACCCCUUAAUUUGAGCACAAAACCAAGUGAUAUAUCAUCGGGUAUUAAUCGAAAGAGUGAAAUUUGGUCACCUGGUUCAGUUUGUGAGCGUGAAGCAAGAGAAAUAUCAGCAAGAAAUUCACCAUUAACAACAACACCAAUAAUUACAAGGCAAAUUCACCAUUCACCACUAACACCACCAUCAUCAAAUGAACGCACAUUUCAGUGUAAACAAUGUGGUAAAGCCUUCAAAAGAUCUAGCACAUUGAGUACUCAUUUAUUAAUACACUCGGAUACAAGACCCUAUCCAUGUCAAUAUUGUGGCAAGAGGUUUCAUCAAAAAUCAGACAUGAAAAAACACACGUACAUACAUACUGGUGAAAAACCACAUAAAUGUGUUGUUUGUGGUAAGGCAUUUUCUCAAUCAAGCAAUCUGAUAACUCAUAUGAGAAAACAUACGGGUUAUAAACCCUUCCAGUGUGGUCUUUGUGACAAAGCAUUUCAAAGAAAAGUUGAUUUAAGAAGACAUCGUGAGGGACAACAUCCAGCUGCACCCGCACUUGACUAUCGUACAUUACAAAUACCAAGUUCAAAUAAUUUAUCAAGAUCAUCAUUGACGACAACAACAAACUAUCAUCUUAUACCAGUACCAGGCAGCAGCUGAGACCAAAUACAUUUUAAUAUUAACAUAUAUAUCAACUUAGAAAAAUCAAAAAUAAUAAUAAUAUACAUUUUUUUAAAUUACAUAUCGGCUGGACCAAUGAGUUUCUAAAAAAAACUAUUAAAUAACGAGAAAAAAAAAACUAGAAAAAUACAGUUUAAUCAAACUGUAUAGUGUCCAAGUUUCAUCGUCAUAAAUAUAUAUAUAUAUUUUUUUUUUUCAAGCCGUCCAAUUGUUUAAAAAACAAACUGUAAAUAUUAAUGUUGAGAAAAUAAUUUUAUUGAUUCAUUUUAAAUUUAAUUUUAGCUAUAUUAAUUACAAAAAAAAAAGUAAAAAAAUGAAAAAAAAAAAUUUAAAAAACAAAAAAGGAAAA
Messenger RNA from Aphidius gifuensis, 2074 nucleotides. Its product is annotated as zinc finger protein with KRAB and SCAN domains 1-like. The record is from RefSeq and is a predicted model, not a curated record. Gene Ontology annotation, cellular component: nucleus. The transcript has 6 exons. NCBI's taxonomy places the organism in Eukaryota, Metazoa, Arthropoda, Insecta, Hymenoptera, Braconidae. The coding region runs from base 502 to 1704 and encodes 400 amino acids.